Molecule: messenger RNA, 1452 nt
Organism: Cladocopium goreaui
Lineage: Eukaryota; Dinophyceae; Suessiales; Symbiodiniaceae
Source: the annotation of a GenBank genome assembly
AUGGCCUGGCCACUGGGCGCUGGCGGGUGCAGUCUCGCUGUUGAUUUGCUGUCUGCCCGGCCCGGGCCUUUGACACCGCCAGCGGCGCGGGCACGGAUGCCGCCAGCGCGAGUGAUCAUGAAAUCUGCAGAUGGCUGUGAUUUGGCAGUGCGGCCGCAUGACGGCCGCAGUGUGGGCCGCUUCGGGUAUCGCCGGCUGACCAUGGUGGAACGGAGCGCCAGUGUGGCGGUUGCUCUCUUGUUGGUUUGGUUGCUGUCAGUCCCGCGUGGUCCGUGGCAUCGCGCAGCUGUUCUGGUGAAGAACAGAGUCCAUUGGUUUUCCUUGAUCCUCGGCCUUGUGUGGCUUCUGGGUUCUGCAUGGCUCAGCGCAUCGAUGCUGAAGAUAUUGGCUGUGAUGUUGUUUGCACGGCCCAAACUGCUCCCGCCCAGCGACAUGUUGCCCUCCGCCUUCAGUACCAUCAGGGAACUCUCUGAGAAGGUGACCGUGCACCUGCUGCGAAAAGCACCUCUCGAGGGGAAGGAAACCAAAGAGUUUCUGCCGGUACUAUGUUUCCACGGCUUUGGGGCCAAUGGCAGCUCAUAUGAAGAUUUGCUUGAACCACUGACCGAAGAAAUGCCCGAUGCGUUGGUACUUUGCCCGGAUCAGGUGGGUUUUGGACUUUCCAGGAGGCCUUCCCUACACAUCAGCAGUCAGCUGCAGCGCAAUGACCUGGCGAAGCAUUUGCUGCGCCCCAAGGGUGAGUCGGGGAUGGCUCUGCUGGAUGACCUCACGACUUUGCAGAUGUAUACCCUUAGUGGCAAUGCUGUCAUCGCUCGUGCCGUGUUGGACGCUGAACCGGCGACCGUGAAAGAGCAGGUGGUGAUUGGACACUCCAUGGGAGCCAUCACGGCAGCGGCCCUGGCAGUGAGCAGCGCAAGAAGUGGUCACAAAGUCAAGUUGGUGCUGGAAAGCCCGGCCUUUUUGUCGAAGCCGUGCGACCGCUUGGAGCCGUCCAAGAUCGGCAGAGUCACGGCAUUGGCGCUGCGCUGGCAGAGGACAGUGCUGCGUUUGGUGUUGCAAUUGCCAGGGCUCACCUACAGCAGGCGUUUCUGGCAGCGAGGUUUGGCCAUGGCGGCGCCAAUGGAUGAGGAACGGGCGCGAUUGCAGGUGCUGCGCUAUCGUUGGCCCAGUCUGUCGGAGCACUGGGCCCUGGGCUUGGCAAACUUCGUCACCGCGCGCCUCAUCACCAUGGAGGACGGAUUGGUGUUGCACGAGCUGAUCGAAGCAUCUCUAGAAGGGAACUUGCGCGUGCUGAUCAUCACGGGCGAUCAGGAUCGAGUGGUGCCGCUGGCCCGAAGCAAAGAUCUGCAGAGCUUGCUGCGCUGCGAUCUCCAGAUGAUGGAGGCCAUCAUCCACUCAUUCCCAAAUGGAGGCCAUGUCUACUAUUUUGGGGGUAAAAUGGUAAUUGGAUAA